This is a messenger RNA of Aphanomyces invadans, 4810 nucleotides long. RefSeq lists its product as hypothetical. Gene Ontology annotation, cellular component: Golgi apparatus. The record is from RefSeq and is a predicted model, not a curated record. NCBI's taxonomy places the organism in Eukaryota, Oomycota, Saprolegniomycetes, Saprolegniales, Verrucalvaceae. Bases 49 to 4590 code for a protein of 1513 amino acids. The transcript has a single exon.
UGCGAUUUUCACCGAGGCGACGUCACCCUACCUCGCCGCCUCAGGACGAUGAAGUCGGCGUUCGGGAUGAAGAACGUCAAGAAGGAAAACCUAGAGAAGGGCCUCGCAGACAUGAAGGAAAUCGGAAUCGGAGGUUUGAGCAAAGGCUUGAACUUUCUACGGACGGCGUCCCAGACUGCGAUGGCGCCGAGCGACGAGGAAAAACCUGCAGUUGCACCAACGUCAUCUGCUCGUGCAAGCUCGUUUAACGGUAGCAGCGGUGUUGAAAAGCCCAAGAUGUCGUACGAUGAGCUAUUGAAUCUCAGUAUGAAGUUGACCAAGCAGAACAAAGCCUACAAGGCGCAGCUGACCCAAGCCUCAGACAAGUUGUUCCAAGCCGGGGAGAUCGAGGCAAAUUAUGCGUCACUCGUCCAGUUCGUAUCCGAAGACGUUGGAGUGGACCUUGUUUACACGGAACUCAAGGUGCCGCCGAUGACUUCCGACGAAGAUGGAGCAGGGAGCGACAGUACGAGUUGUCCGGUUGAGAAACUUUUGGACGCGAACGCCAUGCGGCAGCUAUAUCAUGCCCGAGACAGCGCGCGUGAACUACAGGUGCGGGACAUGGAAGAUAAGUACGCCCAGGAAAUCAUCGAACUGCGAGCGGAAGUGGCCAAAUUGUCCGAGAAAGGUGGCGGCGAUUUGAUCAACUUGGAUUCUCCGGUUCACAAAACUUCGACAGCCCCCGAUUCUGCAGUAGAACCUCUCCUGCAUGAAUUAGAGACCCUACGUACUGCGCUCGAUGCAGAACGCGCGACAGUCGCUGAGUCCGAACGAGCUCAACAGUUGUUGAAGUCCCAACUCGCAGAAAUCCAAGGUCUGCUCAUGACCACAACGACCAGCAUGAACGCCCACGCCUCGGACAUGGCUGCCCAAAAGGCGGCGCUUCAGAGCAAGGACGACAUCAUCGCCGGUCUCAAGCACGAAUUGGCGCAACAGCAACAAAUCAUUCUGAAGCUGCAAGAUAAAACGAGGGAGUUGGGUUCGAUGAGCCAACGUGUGCAGUUGUUAGAGCAGGAAAAUGCUGCGCAUGUCAAGGACAUCCACCAAAUGCAAGCGACCAUAGCUACCCAUGCCAGCGACGUCGAGGCGUGGGAAGCCAAGGAAGCGGCAGACCGAGCGGUCAAAGCCGCGUUGGAUGCAUAUGCAGUUGAAAUUUCCAUGUUGCGAGCGACGGCUGAUGCGCAAGCAAUACAGCUUUCCCAGGCGCAAAGUGCUUUAGCUGAGCACCAGACCACCCUUGCAGCAGCUCACGAAUCACGACUGGCCCAAGAAGCCCACGAUCAAGCGCUUUUACUCGAGCGGCAAAAUGCACUAGACGCCAUCCAAGCCCAGCUUCAUGUCGUGGAAGCGACUGCUUCGAACUUGCGAACCGAGCGCGAGGCCGGUUUGAGCGAGAUCAAGUCUUUGGAGUAUAAAGUUCGGGAAUUGACUGCGGCCAUCGAGUCGAAGGAACGACAAGUGGUGGACCUCGAAACUUCUGUGCAGCGCCAGACUGCGGCGCUGGCGGAAGCUUUAGCUAAAGCGGAGGACGUAUCGAUGCAAUGGCAGAGUGAAGUUGCAAGUUUGCGCCACCAAGUGCAUCAAGUCAACGUGGUGUUGUCACAGCGCCAAGAUGACUUAGACAGUGUCAAGAGCCAACUGGUUGCGGCGCAGCAAGCCGUGGCGGCGGACGCGAGUGAGAAGGUGGCCAUGCUGCAGCAAGAAGUGACUCUCGAGCAAAAAAAAGUGGAAGAAAUCACCGCGGCACUCCAUGCCAAGGACACCCAAGUGAGCGAAUUAGAAGCGCGGCUCGGUGACCUCGAACGUGUCCAUAUUCACGUAAAUGAGGCGCUGCGACAAGCCGAGGUGGAGAAAGCAGAGGCGGCCGCGCGCUUGACCGAUGUGAUCACUGCGCAUUCCUGUGAAACCGAACGUGUGAUCAGCCUGCAAAAGUCACUCGAGCAUCUUCAAGCGGACUUCGCUUCAGUUACAGCUGUAAAGAUCGCCGUGGAGUCGGAACUGGGACAGCUGAAGGAAGCAGUCCAGUCGGAUUUGGCGGCGCGCCAGCGAGAUGUGGCUGUUUUGCAGGAGGCUGUGGUGGCUCACGAGCGGCAAGAAGCAUCACUCCAUCAAACCACUUCCGAUGCGUUGGCCGCAAAAGCAUCGAUCGAAGCUCAAGUUGUACAGUUGGAAGAGGCAAUGGCAGCUGCGAUGGCUCGAGCCACACAAGCAGAGGAAGACAAAGUUGCUGAGGUAACUCGUCUCCAAUGUGAGCUGGACGAUGCGCGAGCCGGAGCUCUAGCGCUUGCCGAGACGAACAAAGCCAACGUCGACGCGCAAAUCGAGUGUUUGCGACAAGACGCAGCUGCAGAGCGCAAACGGGUGGUGGCAUUGCAAGCUCAACUUGACGCGGAGGCGCAAGAACGCGAACUUGAACGCGCAAAGCAUGCUGCUCAAGUCGAAGAAAGCCAGAAGCACUUGGUGCAAAGCCGGGACGAGUUGAUUCAAGUACAAGCGCAGCUGGGAGUGGCGACGACCACAAUUCAGGCAUACGCUGCUGACCUUGAGGCUCACGCAGAAACGAUCAAAGAAAAGGAGGCGCGUUUGCUUGCACUGCAGGAAAAUCUGGAUGCCCAAAACGCUCGACUGGCCGACUGCCAUCGAAAAGACGAAGAGGUAUCGCAACUUCAAGCCAAGCUUCAUUCAGUCGAACAGCAAGCCGCCGCUCAUGUCGCUGCGAUCGACGCAUUGCAGCAGCAAGUGACCACACACCAGACAGACUUGGCGUCCGUGCAAGCAGCGGCCGAGACGGCAGCGACAAUGAAGGCUUCGUUGGAAGGCGAAUUGCAGGUUAUGGAAACGUUGCGUGCCCAGAUUGAAGCCAAGACUGCCGACCUGCACGAUGCGCACGCGCAACUGCAAAGCUAUCACAACGAGAGGUCGAAGGAACGAGAAUCGUGGGAAAAGCAACUUCGGGAGGCUGAAGCGACUGCAGCCAAACUCCAAGCAGAGCUCGAGACAGCUCAGGCCCAACUGGCGGCGGCGCAAUCGAUGGCCGAUACUUAUGCUCAAGAUAUCAAAAACCAAGUGAAUGCUGCCCGCGAGCGCGAAGACUACAUGGCUACCCUCAAACAAGAAUUGCAUCUCGCACAGGCGACCUUAGGCCAGCGUUUACAUCACGUCGAAGCGGAGGCGAGUGCACUGGCAGCUCAGUUGUCUGCUGUAAACGCCACAGCAACGAGUCUUCGAGCAGAGCUAACGACGGUACAGGCUGAACUGAAGUCUCGAACGACCGAGUUACGCGCAGCGAACGAAGCGACGGAAGCUGCCAGAGCCGCAAAAGCCAACGUUGAAGCGGAAUUGCAUGACACCCGACUGACGGCAACCAAGACGCUCGAGGCAGAAGUUGAACGGCUGACGUUGAAAUGGAAAGAGAUGGAGGCGGCGUGGACGGCGCAGAAGUCCGAAAACGGUCGUCUGGCGAAGGAAAUGCACACGUUGCACAAGACGUGGUCGGAAAAGAACGCACUGGCGGCGCGGCUGCAUGCUGAAAAUGUUCUUUUAAGCGAAACCAGCGCCGGAAUUACUGCUGAAGCGGCUCAAUUACGACAGCAACUGACCGAGCACGCUGAAGCAUUGCGGAAGUCGGAAGGCUUGGCCAAGGAAAUGACCAAUGUGGCGGCAUCCCGAGCAUCAGACGUAACUCGUGUGGAAACAGAGCUGGCAGAAGCCACGGCUUCACAUGCACGAUGGAAAGAAGACUGGCACGAGAAGCUCCGCCUUGUUGAGUUGACGGCGGCGGAACGGGAAGCCAAAUUGAACCAAAAGUUUGCGAUCGAACUGGAAAAACUCGAAGCUGACGGACGUGCCAAGUCCAAGUUGGCGAGACAAGUGGUGUUGGAGAAGGAAGAGUUGAUUGCCAGCUUAACCGCGAAACUGGCUAAGCUGGAAGAAGACGUGCGGUCGGGGGAUGCCGAUCACAGGCGAAUUUUCGAGUUGGCGUCGAUGCAAGCGAAUCGUGACGCGGCAGCACGGUCACGAGAGCAGGAGUUGGCCGAGGUCAUGACAGCACUGGAGCAACUCCGAGCCGAAAACGUUCAGUUGACCAACGACAAAGUGGCGUUAGAGGAGGACAUUGCACAUCUCGUGCGUACCGAACGCCGGGAAGGCGUCAAUAUGGAAUACUUGAAGAACGUCGUCGUGCAGUACAUGAGCUUCCGACCUGGUUCGUCGCAGCAACUCAAGUUGAUCCCAGUGCUGUCGACGUUGUUGCAAUUCACUCCGGAAGAUAUGGACGAAGUUCAUUCGAGCACGAAGCAAGCGUCCAGCUGGACGUCAUGGAGCGAAAAGAAACCCGUGCGCAACAUUACCGCGCCGCCUCCGAUUGUGAUUCCCCAAAGGAAAAAAGUCGGAAGCCCGCGGUCGUUGAACUCACCGAGCAAGUCCAGCAGCCCGCGCAGUAGUCCACGGGGAAGCCCGCGGUCCAAGACACGGCGAAGCAUGUCGCCGCCGAAACAGCGCGCCAUGACGGCGCAGGAGCCAUUGGCUCAUCAUGACAGUAUCGAUCUGUAGACACAAGACGACGUGGAUGCGCGAACGCCCCCAUGAACGGCCAUUCGAUCGUCCAGUAGUAAGUUGGACAAUACUGUUUGAUUACUACAACUCGAGUCACUAAUUAGUGACUUGUGUUGAAAAAUCUAGUUAUUGUAUGGACAGGGAUUGGAUUUUCACUAGUAGGGUUGGUCUACUACAAAAAAUCGAAAGUUUGAAAAAAUCGCAUACAAAGUUUCAC